GAGCAUGCCUAGCCCGCGGGUCACGUGACGUCUGUCAUGGCCGCUUCCGUAUCGCGGGGCGGCGUGAAUGCGGGGUUCCUCCUGCGGGCAGCCAGGGGUACCUGGUGGAGCCGCCCUGGGGCCUUUUGGGGGUCGGGGGAGGCGGCAGCGCCAGCGACAGUCAGGAAAUUCCGGGUGACAGGCUCGAGCCCAGCGCGGGAGGAGGAAGCCAGUGGUCCCGAGCGGCCCGGGGACGUGGUGAACGUGGUGUUUGUAGACCGGUCAGGCCAGCGGAUUCCGGUGAGCGGCAGAGUUGGGGACAAUGUUCUACACCUGGCCCAGCGCCAUGGGGUGGACCUGGAAGGGGCCUGUGAAGCCUCCCUGGCCUGCUCCACCUGCCACGUCUACGUAAGUGAGGACCACCUGGACCUUCUGCCUCCUCCUGAUGAAAGGGAGGACGACAUGCUGGACAUGGCCCCCCUCCUCCAGGAGAACUCCAGGCUGGGCUGCCAGAUUGUGCUCAUGCCCGAGCUGGAAGGAGCUGAAUUCACCCUCCCCAAGAUCACCAGGAACUUCUACGUGGAUGGCCAUGUGCCCAAGCCCCACUGACACGGGCAGUUGGACUCCCAUGGUCCCAGAUACCCAUAGCUCCAGCACCAGGACUGGAGGAAGAGCUAAGUUGCCAGCCCAGCCCAGAGCUUGGACAGGCCGGAGAGACAUGUCAGAAGCAUCCAGAAGACCAAACAAAGCCCUUGCUUCAGAGAGACCCCAUGGCCAGGCUCUGGUGGUGGACAGGGCCCCUGCUGUGGUGACCACCCCCAAACUCCUGAGAAUGGGAGUGUAGAUGGGUGGAAUUGAGUUGGAGUGACAAUAAAACGGUUUCACAGAC
Molecule: messenger RNA, 868 nt
Organism: Manis pentadactyla (Chinese pangolin)
Lineage: Eukaryota; Metazoa; Chordata; Mammalia; Pholidota; Manidae
Gene: FDX2
Product: ferredoxin 2
Exons: 5
Coding region: 37-588 (183 amino acids)
Biological process (GO): positive regulation of oxidoreductase activity; P450-containing electron transport chain
Cellular component (GO): mitochondrion
Molecular function (GO): 2 iron, 2 sulfur cluster binding
Source: RefSeq, a predicted model, not a curated record